UAGCGCUAUAUCGUUCUUGUAGUAUUUUUUUUAUAGAAUAUAUUUGAUCACUUUAAUUGUUAGUUUAUCUUUUUUGCGAUGCGACUUGAAGUUCGAUAUCGACAUUUUACUGCUACAAGAAGUUGAUUUUACAUCAAAGAAGAAAAAAAAGAUGACUCCGAUAGAAGUAACAGAAUUCUUUUUCUUGUGCGUGAUUGGAUUUUUUAUCCUUUCGGGAAAUGCGUUGGUUAUCCUGGCUUUUGUAAAGGGUCCACAAGCGUUGCGUACUUGCACGAAUUAUUUUGUGGUUAAUUUAGCUGUCUCUGAUCUGUUGGUGGGUUGCAUAUCGGUACCAUUUUGGAUUUGUGUAUUGCUUGAUUUCACAAGUGAAGACAAAGAAAAUUUUAAAUACCUGAUUUCACUGGAUAUAUUAUUUGGGACCACGUCAAUCCUGUGUUUGACAGCAAUCAGCCUUGAAAGAAUGUUUGCCGUUAAGUAUCCCGCUCGUCACUUUAACCUAACUAAAAGACCAGUAUAUAUUGCAAUCGCUAUCACUUGGAUUACAGGCUUGAUAUUGACAGCAAUAAAAUUUCUCUUUGAUAGUGAUUUUGGGGAGAAAACAUACACCAUGUUGAUUUUAAUUUUAGCAUUUUUCAUUCCAUUGGUUGUGAUUAUAAUCUGUUACGUCAUGAUAUUUCACACGGCGAAACACCUGCUGAAAGCAUCCAAUCAGACGGGUACGUUAUCACGUGAACUUCAAGUAGCGAAAACUAUCUCUGUCAUUAUAGGGUUAUUUGUUAUUUGCUGGACGCCAUUUUUCGCCGUAAAUAUUCUCUAUUUAUUUUGCACGGUCAAUUGUGAAAAGCUUGACAAACUGGCGUGGUUGGUCAACGUUUCGAAGCUUCUUCACUAUAGCAACAGUAUGAUGAAUUUCUUUGUGUACGCGGUCCGUAGUCCUGAUUUUAGAGUCACUUUUAAAGCUUUGAUAUUUAAUAAAUGUAAUACAAGCGCAAUACGGGAAAGGAUUCGAGCUUUGUCGCUCUCUGAACGAAGAACAAAAUCGAGUUUGUUGAGGCAUAUCCAGAAAAACAAACAAAUUCAUCAGAACCGACACUUACUACCUGAUACAAGACAUUCAACUCACAGCACGGAUACUCAUGAAACAAUUCUUAUCUCAAGUAGUCAAAAAUUAAACGGCUAUGUGUUCUCUGUAGCAGUAUUAAAAUUUAUUUACUCAGGAUUGCUGGAAAAUUAUAACGUAGUGACCUCCGCGGGCUGUCCUGUUAAUUGCUCCAAAAUACAGACGCAGAAACCGCGACUAUUUAUAUUUCACGUUGUUAAUAGUAAAAGGCUUGAAUUCCGUUUGUGCAAGUAUAACACAUCAAGCACUCUUUGCGACGAAAGAACAUUAUCAUAUUACGCACAAGAAAAACACUUUUUAUCACUUAAAACCUCUCCUUUUCGUCUGAAGGUUCAUUUCAAGAGCUCUGAGAAAAAACGAGUUCUGGGGACGAGAGUAAAACCACUUCAUUCUCUUUCCCAGAGCUCUGAAAAUAAACGAGCUCUGGGGACCAGAAUGACACUAUUUUUAAGGAGUGUUUUUAUUAAAAAGAGGGUGUUUAACCCCGAGGGUUGUUUAUUAAAUUACACAGCUUCACUUGAGGAAGACCCUUAUUCUAUUAAAAGUCCAAAAGGGAUUACAACAGCUUUGUACAACGUGAAGUCAGGUAACGUUGAAAUCUCGUCAAAAACAAUAAACACAAUCUGGAUGGAGGAGAACAUAUCAGUGUUUUUAAAUGUGUCUAAAAAUAUGAGUCGUAAUGCAUCGACGAUGAACAACUCGUCGAUAAUAAGUGAUUCAACACAGAGUUCGUCUAUCAUAACAGUGGUAACUUUUCUUAGUGUGGUAUGCGUGUUAAUUUUACUUGGAAAUGCUCUUGUGAUAUUGGCGUUUACAAAUGGUCCGAGAAGGCUACGUACUUACACUAAUUUUUUUGUUGUGAAUCUGGCUAUAUCAGACCUUAUGGUUGGUUGUUUGUCUGUCCCGUUUUGGAUAUGUUUAGAGCUGGGUAAAACAAGUGAUGGCGCCAAUAAAUUUUUCAUUGCAUUGGAUAUAUUAUUUGGGACGACUUCGAUCUUAUCUCUAGCUGCUAUUAGCUUAGAAAGAAUGUAUGCUGUCAAAUACCCGGCGCAUCAUUUAAAUUUAUCUCGCCGGACAGUUUAUGCUAGCAUAGCGUUUACGUGGACGAUCGGUAUAAUGUUAACUGUCACGAACAUUAUUCUCUUCAAGCAUCAAAAAGUAUUAAUUCUCGUUUUGUUUACAUUUGCUUUUAUCAUCCCGCUUCUUGUGAUUAUAUUUUCGUAUGUCGUAUUAUUCGUCACAGCAUUCCAACUGACAGCUGCUGAUAAUCAACUGAACAGUAUUUCCCGCGAAAUUCAAAUAGCAAAGACGAUAUCGGUUAUUAUUGGCUUAUUUGUAAUAUGCUGGGCGCCAUUUUUUUGUUUGAAUAUCGCAUACACGUAUUGCCCACAUUGUGCGAACUCCUGGACUGUGUCUAUCAGUAUCACCAAGCUUCUUCACUAUAGCAACAGUAUGAUGAAUUUUUUUGUGUACGCGGUCCGCAGUCCUGAUUUUAGAGAAACUUUUAAAGCUCUUAUUUACAAAUGCGAUACAAGUGAGGUUCGAGAAAGAUUACGAAGUAUAUCAUUUCGUUCCAUCCGAAGUAGAUCCUCGACACUUACAUUGAAACGAAACAAUAAUAACUCCUCGGAUAGUUCGGGAAAAAGUGAAGUGCAGUCGCAUUUUCUAAACGUCAAUUACAAUGGUAACACUUUUACUGAAGAAACUGACGUAACAAUAGCUGGGUCUGAAAGUCCUAGUAUUGGAUUAUACUUGUAUGAUUGUAUGCGAUUUGGGGAAUAGAGCUUUCAAAUAUACCGUUAGUUAAGACGUUUAUUGUAAGGCUGUGUUUUAACAUGCUACUGUAAAUCUGAUUUUAAUUGAAAACAGAUCUAAAGUGGUUAA
Hydractinia symbiolongicarpus is the source of this 3004-nucleotide messenger RNA. RefSeq lists its product as uncharacterized. Gene Ontology annotation, cellular component: membrane. The record is from RefSeq and is a predicted model, not a curated record. The transcript is spliced from 12 exons. Bases 152 to 2902 code for a protein of 916 amino acids. NCBI's taxonomy places the organism in Eukaryota, Metazoa, Cnidaria, Hydrozoa, Anthoathecata, Hydractiniidae. Gene Ontology annotation, biological process: G protein-coupled receptor signaling pathway. Gene Ontology annotation, molecular function: G protein-coupled receptor activity.